Messenger RNA from Stylonychia lemnae, 1530 nucleotides. NCBI's taxonomy places the organism in Eukaryota, Ciliophora, Spirotrichea, Sporadotrichida, Oxytrichidae. The record is from the annotation of a GenBank genome assembly.
AUGUCUCCUCCAGGGCAUUUAAGUUCCCUUAUACAUAAUGAUCGAUAGCAAAGCAACAUUUCAAGGAAAGAAGUAAUCCUUUAAAACAUUAUUAGCAAGAUUUGUAAUUCACUUAUGAACAAGGAUUCUAGAAUUAACUCUGAAUACUUGCUGAAAGUUACAACAUAAUAAGUUAGCUAUGCAAUGCAAAACUAAAAGCUUGUAACCCCUAAAGAUAUUAGCGAUCUAGAAGAUAGAAUUUUAAAGAUUAUUACUAAAGAAGAAAAUAUUAUCUAAAAUAAGAGUAUAUUCAUUAACUAAAAGCAUCAUUACCUAAGUAAUAUGGAAGGUGAUAAAAAUAAUCACAGCAAUGAAGAUUUUCAUUAAAAAUCUAAGUAAAUGAUAUAAUCACCAUUUAACUUCAAUAAAAAUACACUACUUGCAUAAACAUCAUAUUAAAAAUCCUUUACUCUUUCAUAAAAUCCUAAUUAACAAGUAAUCCAGGCAACACCCUAGAGUACUAGUUUAUGGUUCAAAGACUUUGGUGUUUAGGAUUCCCUUAAAAAUAUCAUUCAAGAAUAACAUCGCUAAGAGAUAAGUGACUUUCUAAAAUUUUAAGUAAGAAACUAAGAGAAUGAGAUGAUGAAAAACUUUAGAAAUGAUUAACUUUACAUUGGUAGAGUAAUGAGUCAAAACAGAGAAUAGAGAAAUCAAGAACGAGUAGAUAGCUAGAAACGUAAACAAAUAUUAACUGAAGAAUCAAGAAAAAUAGAGUAAUAAUAUAAAGAAGAUUUGAUCAGAUUAAGGUAGUAGAAAGAUAAAGAGUAUCAAUUAGAGCAGAAAUUGAUUGAGCAAAAUUAACUAGAAAUUUAAAGGGAAAGAAUGAAUAAUCUCAAGAAGAAAUAUAAUAACAUUAAUGUUUAAGAAGUUUUAAAAUAAUAGAUGAACUAACAAGAUGAUUAGAUGGCUUCUCAAAGAAAUCACAGUAUCAAUCAUGAUAAUGAAUUUCUCUCUCACAUAAAAACUAACAGUCUUUCAAAAUCGAACACCCUAAGAUCUGGUACUUAGAUAUAGGGAACAAAUAAUAAGACAUUGCUUGACCAUUUCUUUCACAAUAGAGAUUAACCUCAUAAGUCAUAUGAACUAGCUUAGAAAAACUAAGUAUUUUCAGAUAAAAUGCUAGAAUAAUUGGAGAAGUAACAUUAAGAUAAAAUGAUGAGUGAGAAUUCAAGAUUAUAAAAGUACUAAUCAGAGAUCGCUCUAAAUCAAUAAAAGAAAGAUGAAUAAGCAUAACAAAGAAAGAGAGAAAUGCUUAAGAUUGCAUAGGAAAUGCAAAAGAAAUAAAUGAUAGAGAAAAAAGACAAAGUCAAAGUUGAGGUGGUAAAUGAUAAAGCAAGAAGAAGAUUACUUGAAAGAGAUGCAGUUGAUUAUGGAUCUUAGGAGAUUUAAGUAGUAGAAUAGCAAAGAAGCAAAGAGAGAGAUAACAGAAAAUUAGUUAAAGAAUAGAUAAAAGAGCAAACAAUCAUUAGACUUAAUGAGUCUAUUAUGUGA